Molecule: messenger RNA, 694 nt
Organism: Hordeum vulgare subsp. vulgare (domesticated barley)
Lineage: Eukaryota; Viridiplantae; Streptophyta; Magnoliopsida; Poales; Poaceae
Exons: 1
Coding region: 57-557 (166 amino acids)
Source: RefSeq, a predicted model, not a curated record
UCCUCUCCAAACAACCACCACCAUAACAAGCGGCUCCAUCCAAACCACUCGCAGCCAUGGCGCGAGGCACCCCCGUACCGUCGAAGGCCGAUCAAUUUGCCGGCGAGUGGUGGUCCAAGUCAUCGGCCAAGCUGCCGUCACAGCUGUUCAAGCAGGCUACUAUGCUGGAGGUGACGGUGGUAUCUGCCAAGGAACUCGCCAUCGGCGAGUUCCGCCGCCGCCUGCUCGACUGCCCGGCCUACGCGGCGGUGCAUGCCGACAGCUCCGCCGCGCGCACGGGCGUCAGCAGCGAGAAGGGCGCCUACAACGGGUAUCGCUACUGGGGCGAGCCGGUGAUCGUGACGGUGCCGGCUGAAUGCGCGGCCAUCUACCUGGAGAUUUACUGCCAGAAGCACGACGAGCCCGUGGCGGCGACGCGCGUGCCCGUAGGCGACUUCAACGCUCUCCCACCGGGCGAACUUCAUUGUCUCAGCUACCGGUUGUUCGACACAGGGCCGGCGGCGGGCAGCCGUAACGGCGUCGUCAACAUCACCGUCAAAAGGCUUGAUGGCGCCUAGCGGGAAGGGCGCGUGGAGGAUGCCACAAGGGCUCCGCGGUCCGUACCGUAUGUGUUGGUGUGUGCAUGUUUGCUUACAUUCUGCUUGAGUACUGUACUACUCCCUUCGUUUUUAAAUAUAAGAUCUUUUAGAGAUUA